Molecule: messenger RNA, 315 nt
Organism: Rotaria sp. Silwood2
Lineage: Eukaryota; Metazoa; Rotifera; Eurotatoria; Philodinida; Philodinidae
Source: the annotation of a GenBank genome assembly
AUGGUUUGUGAUCCUGAAACAAAUUAUUCAUGUUUACAACUUGUAUGGGCAUCAAAAGCUAAUUGUGAUCAACGACGAGGUCGAGCUGGUCGUGUUGUACAUGGAAAAUGUUAUUGUCUUGUUAAAUCUAUGUUAGUUCUUGCAUUAGAACCACCAAAUAUUAAUGAUAUUGAAGUGACAGUUCUUAAAUUAAAAGAAAUACAUAUGUUUUGUGCUGAACGUGUACAAGAAAAUGAUCUUAGACUUACACAAAAAGCAUAUGAUAGUGGUGCGAUAUUAACAACUGUUGGAAAUCUUAAGGAACAAUCUCAAUAA